Paramecium pentaurelia is the source of this 2806-nucleotide messenger RNA. Lineage: Eukaryota; Ciliophora; Oligohymenophorea; Peniculida; Parameciidae. The record is from the annotation of a GenBank genome assembly.
AUGGCUGACUUGACAACUUUGAGAAGUCAAAUCAACCAAUGGACCCUAGAUCAAGAUAAUAAAGUAUGAAUAAUGAAAUACCCUAACUUACUUUAGACCUUCGUUAAAUUAGAUCAAAUGAGUACCAAUCUCCUUACAAAAUUUGGAGCUGUGUCAUCCGAUAUCCGAUCAGUUUAACAUUCAGCUAACUCUAUCCAUGCUCAAAUUAAUCAAGCCUUCAAUAAAUUUCUAACUUUGAGUGAUAGUCGUUUUACUGAAUAAGUAUUUUGUUGUCUAGAUCAUUAAAGAGAAUGGCUCCUCCAUAAGAAGCCCCUCCAAAGGCUGCACCUUCAUAAAACAAAGAUGAUGGACUCACUACAGCUCAAAAGUACACAAAAGCUUUAGGCAUGGCAUUAUAAUCACUUGAUUUACAAUAGAUGGCAUAAGAUGGUAUAAAAAUUCUUAAAUUCCCUAGAUGACAUAUUUGAUGACAGAGAUGAUAAAUCAAUCUCUGUCUUCUCUGCAGCUACUACUAGUGGUACUGUGAGUAAGUCUGUUAAAUUGCCUGCCAUGUUUGGCACACCCUAAUUCAACAACAACAAAUUUAUUGGUAAUACUCUAUACCAUACUUAGGUCUUUUUGAUGACUUUGAUGAAGCUCCUAUCUAAGAGCCAGUACGUCAAUCUGCCCCUGCACCAAUAUAUAGAUAAUCUGAAGCACAACCUUAAUAACAAUCUUUCAAUAAUUAAUAGUCUUAAUUGAUUCCACCAUAAAAUCAGUAGCAAAUUAGAUCAUCUAUCAGAUAAGAUUAAUCUUAAAUCUCAUAUACUGGAGACAACAAUUAAUUUAUUACACGAACAAAUUCUGCUCUAGGAAAUUCAAUGAUGGAUUAAUAAUUCGGGUUUACAAACCCUCAAUAAAAGGCAGAAUUUAAUUUAGCCUUUGCACCACCAUAUCAAUAACCACAAUAACCAGGAGUUCAACCACAACCUCCUCUUCAAACUGCUUCACAAACACAGAGACCAACAGUAGUUGAUCCUCCUCCACCUCCACCACCUCCUACCUAAUAACCUUAUUAUUAAUAACCAUCAAUAUAAUAGCCAAUAUUAUAAUAACCACCUCCUUAAACUCUUUAAGAUUAGCUAAAUUCAAUAAUUUAAAAAAAGAGAGAAGAAAAUCAACCCUAUUAAUAACCAAUUUAGUAAUAAUAACCAUACUAAUCUUAAUAGGAAUAACCACCUGAAUAAAGAAAUUCAUAAUAACCAGUAAAAGUAUUUUAACCACCAAAUGUAAUUGGAGCACCUACUUAUGCAAGAGAAAAAGAUAAAAUAAUGAGUUUGUUUGAUGAAGAUGAUGAUGAUGAUAAUGAUGGUGGGUUAUUUAAAUCUACAACUACAAAUAAAAACAAAUUCAAUAACCUACUAACUGAUGGAGUUGCAAAACAAGAAUAAAAUUAGAAACCAGUAGCUGUUGUUAUAAAGGAGGAAGAAGAUCAAGAUUUUAGAGUAUAGCCUAGAAUAUCAAGUACUAAGCCUGCUCCUAAAAAAUAGUUAUUUGAUGAAACAGAAGAAGAGACUCUUUAAAAAGCAAAUGCAGAUAAAAUUGCUGCUAUGUAUGCUUAAUAAUAAUAAUAAUAAUAAUAAUAAUAAUAAUAAACAAAAUAAUAAGUACCUCCUCCUAAAUUAACUACUUAAAGAAAUGCUUUUGAAGAUUCAGAUGAUGAAAAAAAGAAGAAGCCUCAAAUUUCCGUAAAACCAACUGAAUAAUUAACUGUACCUACUGAAGAACCACCAGUUAGACCUUCUAUUUAAUAAUUACAAAAUAAAUUGAAUUUGAAUAUGUUUAUGAAGCCUCCUGGAGAAUAAGUCACAAUGAAGGACAUUAAAAAAAAUGAAAGAGAAAAUGAAUCUGAAUUUGUUGAAUAAUAAGCAGAAAGACCAAUUGUGUAAAAAAAGAAAGCUAGAGGAAGACAAGCAAUUGAUUUUGAUGAUGAUGAUUCUAAUAAGAAAUCAGCUAAACCAACAUUUGUUAUAAAGGAGAAAACUUAAUAAACUUAAAAGGCUGAAGUAGUAAUCGAUAGAACAUCAUUUAGAGAAUCAAUUAAAUUUAAUAAAUAAGGAGAUUUUGAAGUCCCAGUUACUUUGGAAGUGAAAACUGAAAAAAAAGAUAUUCAAGUGACUAUUACUCAACAAUAACUACCAAGUAUAACUUAGAAUAAACCAACUUAAUAAGAUCCAUUAACAAAAAAGAAUAUAGGAUAAGAAUUUGAAUAAAAGUAAAUUCAUAUUUUUAUAUGAUUUAGAGGUUUACCCAAUUUUUUUAAUGAUCCACUUUUGGGAGGAGGAAAGAAAUAAUAAUAAUAACCAGCUUAAAUAAGUAAUCUUCCUGGUUUUGGAGGUAAAUAUUAAUUAUAUAUAAUAGGUAAAUCUAAUACAUAGACAACAACUGUUUAAGUAGCAGUCACUCCAACAAUUGCUAAACCAUAAAGAAAGAAUAUGUUUAGUGAUGAAGAAGAAGAUUCAGCUCCGAAAUUACCUAUGCCAGGCUAAAGAGUUGAGUAAGAUUCAAUUAUUAUAGUUGACCCCCUAAACCUGCUGUUUAAUUAUAAUAAUAAAUUGCCCCUCCUUAAUAGAAACCAUCAAUAAAGAAAAACAUGUUUGAUGAUGACUCAGAUGAAGAUCUGAAACCACCUUCAAGAGCUACUGUUUAAUAGUAACCAGUUAAACCAUCUGAGCCAGUUAAAAAACCUGAAGCUCCUAAACCUACACCUGCUUAAUAAAGGAAUUAAAGAAUGCAAAGAGCAUUAUUUGAAGAUUCUGAUUGAUAU